Molecule: messenger RNA, 4416 nt
Organism: Oncorhynchus mykiss (rainbow trout)
Lineage: Eukaryota; Metazoa; Chordata; Actinopteri; Salmoniformes; Salmonidae
Product: inactive phospholipase D5
Molecular function (GO): catalytic activity
Source: RefSeq, a predicted model, not a curated record
GUGGAGAAGUGUGAGGAAGAGAUACAGAAGGGGAGGGAGAGCGAGCGGGUGAGGGAAAGGGAAGGAGAAGGGGAAAAUGUAGUGAGAAAUAGAGAGAGUAUGAGAGAGGGAGAGAUUGAUAGCAUGUCAGGACUCAGUAGCUUCCUGUUUCUACACUCUACAUUAUACCUUUCAUUUGGAACCUGUCCAGCCAACAGGAAUAGCAGCGUGUGAGGGGACAGCAUCCCCUGCCCUGUCAGAAACAGGCUCCUGCCCAGAAAACAAGCACACACAAUUACACACACACACACACACACACACACACACGUGUGCUGCGGAGAGGACUAUCGACGCAGGGGUGCAUAAUGAAGUCUCAGCAGAAAUGCAUUGUAAUCUUUGCGUUGGUGUGCUGUUUCGCCGUGCUGGUGGCCUUGAUCUUCUCAGCGGUGGAUGUCUGGGGAGAGGAUGAAGACGGUAUAACAGAGGAGAACUGUAACAAGAACUGCAGGGUAGUGCUUGUGGAGAAUAUUCCAGAAGAUGUCACCUUCUCUGAGAAUGCUACGUCCCACCUCCCCCUCUCUGCUGGGCUGCACAGCCUGUUGGACCUGGCAGUGGCUGGUCACUCUGUGGAGAUUGUGUCACCUCAAUGGAACCUGAACCCCUCCGACUAUGAAUCCAGAUUCCUUCAAUCUUCUAGGCAGGGUCAGGCUUUGCUGCAAAGACUGCAGGGGCUGAAGAAGAAGGGAAUCAAUUUGAAGAUAGCCAGUGGAAUGAUCAACUCUUCAGAGCUGAAGAGCCUGUCUCGUCACAGUGAGGUACACUACAUUAACAUGACAGCCCUGACCAAAGGCUUUCUGCACUCUUCUUUCUGGGUGGUGGACAGGCAGCACAUCUACAUCGGCAGCGCCACCAUGGACUGGCGAUCACUGUCCACGAUGAAAGAACUGGGCAUCAUCGUCUACAACUGUAGUUGCCUGGCACUGGACCUGCACAGGGUAUUCAACCUCUACUGGCAGCUGCAGUAUAAGGACUUUAUACCGUCCAUGUGGUCCAAAAGGCUGAGCGCCCUGUGGAACAAAGAUGAGAACCUUCCACUUCUCUUCAACAACACCAAGGCUGAAGUCUUUGUCUCUAGCUCUCCAGAUGUCUUCUGCCCUAAAGACAGGACCAGAGACCUUGAUGCCAUAUCCUACGUGAUCCAAAAGGCCAAGAGGUUCAUCUACAUAUCCAUUACAGACUAUCUGCCUCUCACUAACAGGAAUGCUCACAGAUACUGGUCACGUAUAGACGGGAUGCUUCGUGAAGCCUUGAUCCUGAGGAACAUCGAAGUGCGUCUGCUAGUAAGCUGCUGGGAGCAGACGCAUCCCCUGACCUUUAACUUUGUGUGGUCCCUGAAGACCCUGUGCAUGGAGCUGGCCAACUGUUCAAUGGAGGCUAAGUUCUUCAGCCCCAGGGAACAGAGAGAUGGCACGCUACAGGGAAUCAACCAUAACAGAUUAAUGGUGACAGACAGUGCUGUGUACAUAGGGAACUUUGACUGGGUGGGGAAUGAGUUUACGUUCAACGCUGGAGCAGGCUUGGUGAUCAAUCAGGUGGAGGGGGUGAAAGAGAAGAACUCAACGUUGGUGGAACAGGUGAGGGCUACGUUCCAGCGGGACUGGUAUUCACGCCACACCAAGAGCCUGCAGGCUAACAAGAUCCCAGUCUGCAACAAGCACCAGCUCAACCAACUGGCACAUCUCAAAAUCGCUCAACCAACAGAGCGCAAUGGGAGUAAGGAGAGUCCCAAUGGCUCCCUGUGAAUCCGAAGACGUGGUGCGUUACAAGACUGAUUUAUGCAGGCUUUAAGAGAAAAAUAACAGUUUAAUACUGAAAUCGGACACUGUAGACGUAAUAUAGGACUUGGAGGGCAUUUGUUCCUCUAUUGAACCUUCUGCUUAUUUCAUCCUGACUGUUUCUUACAGAAGACAUUCAUGGGAAGGGAACUGAUCAAAUAAAUUGAUUUUCUAUUGAAUGCUGAACCUCAGUAAAUAUAGUUCAUCGUUAAAUCCAUUUUGCCAAUAAUGACAUCAUUCAUCACAACCCUUUAAAACCCUCUCUGGCCUAAGCAGGUUGGAGCUGCAUGGACAGUAGUGUGGAGAUAUCCUAUACAAAUCUAUACUCCAAAAGGUGUUUACCUGGUGUGUCUUCAAUAUUCAUUUACAAAGUGCAGCAUACCUCCAACCUCGACCAAAUGAACUGGGGCCAUCUGUCUGUUGGACCACAGCUGAUCAAAUGAAACUAAUGGGGAAAAUAGGAAUGCCAGAAACCUCACCUGACUCCUAAGAUAAAGACAUCUAUUUGAUGUUUAUUGUUGCAGAGUAAAGACAAUUAUGCCCCAUUGGCAUUCAUCUAUUUUGGUAUCAUGUCUAAAAUUCUGUUUUGGUCUAAACCAGAAUGUAAACUUACUGGGGUUGAAUCUUGACUCAAUUUCCAGCAUCCAAUUUUAAGUAAAAGUUGCAGUCUUCUAUUCUGCAUAUUUUCUUUGUUGGAAACACUCAAUAGGGUAGAAUAGAUAUUUAACUUGUGAUAGAGCUUUAGGGCUGUUAUGUUUUUAGCAUGAUCACAUCAUUUAUAUAUUAUUAAUUAUUUUUUAAAUGUACCUUUCUGUACUCAAAAGGUGAGCGUCUUGCUUCCUGGAAAGUGUUGAAACCACCAUGUCCCUGGACAGUACUUAGUUUGUAAGGGAUAUGCUAUCAUCUUAUGCAUAGGUUAAAAUGAAAACCAACUGCAGCGGUCAAUAGCAUAUUAACAUUGGAAGGAGCUGAGCUGCCCUUUUAAGGUCUAAGACAAGGAUGGGCAACUGGAGGCCCCCCUUUUGUAGGCCCACGGAUCAAUUUUCAAAGCCUUAAAACAAAAGAUCUGUCAGGGUCUCAACUUACUGUUGAGUUAGAAGAGUAGAAUACACAAGGUGACAUUUUGAAAUUUGGUUGUGCAUCAGCAGUUUCUCUCGUUAUGUCAGUCACUCAAUUAGCCCAUGUCAGCAAAAACAACUGUGAUUGUAAGUUAGUCCUGCGGCCAGCUAUCUAAACUUUUAGUAAUCAUGGUUGAAUUACCAAUUUGGGGGGCCUACAUUGAUGUUGUUAGUCACAUCAUAUUAAAAACUGCAAACAUUUCUCUCCACCCCAUGACAAAAUUAGUAGAAUUGCAUGAAAUGAGUUAUAAAAUUGAGAAAUCUUCUCCGCCUCAUGGCAAAUAUGUAUAGAAUUGCAGGAAAUUAACUCUGAAACGUAUAACUUCCACUUAAUGGCCCCCAAAAGGCUCUGAUUGCAUGUGUGAGUAUGGAUGUGGGUACACAGACCCGUGAGCCACUGCUGCCCCCUAUGAUGAGUUCGGCUUUGUUGUGGCCCCCACCCCCAUCAAAGUCGCCCAUCCCUGGCCUAAGGUAUUUGUUUGGUAAAAUUACAAGACAAUGAUUUUAUCUAAUGGAAUAUUGGUCCUAGAUUCCCAGGGUCUUCGUGAAUAAUUAGGUUUAUUAGGUAUAACUGGAAAAGGGUGUUGAACCAGUGGGACAACAGUAGCUCUCUUUAAAAACAGAUGUUGACUUAUUGAACAGAUAUUGUAAACAAUUGGAGGCUAUUUCAGUCAGUAAGAUCAAUAGCAUGACUUUUUAAAGACUGCUAAACACCAUUUCCAGUUCCCCCAAGGACAUGUUUUGAAAUAAGACCUUAUGCAUUGGACUUAACACCGGCAGAGAAAGUAACCACAGCAACUCUUUACACCACACGCAUGAUACACUUUGCGCCUGAACAUCAAAGAUGAUCAACUACAGGAGUUGUCAAAACCUUUUUAUGAACAUGUCACUCUAAUGACUAAAUUCUGUAUGUAAUAGGCCUAUCUGUGGUGUUUGAUUGGCAUUACACUUCUAUUAAUUCUGUUUCAUCUGUCUUUUCAUAGUAAUAUAAUAUAACUUUCUCCAUGUUUACAGGUAGUUCCCUUCACACAUUAUUUUAUAACUGGGGUUCUGUUAUCAUAUUCUGAUACAAGAAAAAUAUUAAUAGUAAAUUGAAAAAAUAACAAUGCACGUACUUCCUGAAAAUAUUAAUACGUUUGUCAGCGUUAACCAGUACAUAAAUGUAGCAUUAACACAUCUAUGAUGUACACUGCUCUUAUGGCAGACAAUGUUCUUAAUCUGACAGUAAAUAUCUGUACAACAACUUACCCUUUAACUACAGGUAACUGUCAAAAUAUAGGAAACAUCAUCAGUGUCUUAAUAGGGCGUUGGGCCACCACGAGCCGCCAGAACAGCGUCAAUGAGCCUUGGCAUCGAUUCGACAUGUGUCUGCAACUAUUGGAGGGAUGCAACACCAUUCUUCCACGAGAAAUUCAAUCAUUCGUUUUUUUGUUGAUGGUGGUGGAAAACGCUGUCUCAGACGCCGCUCCAGAAUCUCCCAUAAG